Molecule: messenger RNA, 1074 nt
Organism: Westerdykella ornata
Lineage: Eukaryota; Fungi; Ascomycota; Dothideomycetes; Pleosporales; Sporormiaceae
Exons: 2
Coding region: 238-750 (170 amino acids)
Source: RefSeq, a predicted model, not a curated record
AAACUACCUCACUUAUCUAUUUCACGUUUCCUACAGAGAUCUACUUUUGUUUACUUGGAACCCCACCCUAAAUAAAUAAAGACUGUUCCUAAGCUUUCACACCUGGCUCGUGCAUCCCUAGCGCGAAAUGAUGCAACACCGCAGAAGUCUCCCAAACCUUUGAACUCGCGCAACCCUCACUGACCCGGACAACACUCCACCACCUCCCGGGCCGUUUCACGAUCCCACCUCCAAGACAUGGCGGAAGCAACAUCCACCUCCGCGCCUUUAGCCAACGGCACCCAAACCAACCAGGACUUCAAUUCCAUAUGGGCGGACAAAUACAGAGGGGCUACAGUCGAAGACCUCGACCCACCUCCCGCCCUCUCCGUCCACCCAAAGGACCCCAUCUCCGUCGCCCUCCUCUCCGGCCUCGAGCGCGACUACACGCACCUCACCGUCACCUCUCCCACUGACCGCUCCUUACUCGGCUACAUCAGCAUCCCGCGCCUGCAAUCGCUUCUCAAAGACGGCAUCGUGUCGGACUCGGACCCCGUGGAGAAAGCAAUGAUGAAGUUCAGGCGGAGGGGGACGAGGUACAAGGUGAUUACAUUGGAGACGCCGUUGGAGGAGUUGGAGGCGUUUUUCAAGGGGGGUGUGGAUGGUAGUGGGGCGCAGGAGUUUGCGGUUGUGACGGAUGCGGGGAGGAAGUUUGUGCUCGGGGUGGUGACGAGGGGGGAUUUGGAGGGGUUUGUGAAGAGGAGGGCUUGAUGUGGGGGUAUUGUGGGGUAUUACGGGAGAGUAGAGAAUAGGAGGAAAGAAGGGAGGAGGGGAGAACAGGCGUAGAGCGUGCAUUUCAUGGCGUUGGCGGGGGCAUCUUUGGGCUGGGUAAGAAGGGCUAUCUUUUUGGUUGCGUGAGUGAUUCGGGAGGGUACCACAUAAUGAAUCAUGGCAUUUCUUUCAACAAGGAAUUGGGGAUGUUUCGCUAUCGGUCGGGGGGAAUGAAGACUACCAAACCGACGUGAGUUCGCAGACACAUUGGAUGCAAGUCCUCUCGCGUACUUUCAGAUGGAUAAGCUUAUCGCAGAGAUUAAU